GUGAGCGUGCAGGCGGACGUGCAUGCACGCGAGCAACAGAUCCGAGCGCAUGCGCAAUUCAUUGUUUUGACUGAAAAUGCCGUCGGUUUCGAAAACGGCGGCCAAUGCGUCCCCUCAAACCGAGAAACCUACCCACUAUACCUACUUGAAGGAGUUCAGGACAGAGCAGUGCCCGUUGUUCCUCCAGCACAAGUGUACGCAGCACAGACCCUUUACGUGCUUUAAUUGGCAUUUUCUCAACCAGCGGCGGAGGCGACCCAUAAGGAGAAGAGACGGAACUUUUAACUACAGCCCCGACGUGUACUGCACGAAAUACGACGAGACCACAGGCAUCUGCCCGGAUGGAGAUGACUGUCCCUAUUUACACCGGACCACUGGUGACACAGAGCGCAAGUACCAUCUACGCUAUUACAAGACUGGCACUUGUAUCCAUGAGACGGAUGCUCGAGGGCAUUGUGUGAAGAAUGGCCUCCACUGUGCUUUUGCUCACGGGCCACAUGAUCUCCGACCUCCAGUCUAUGAUAUCAGAGAGAUCCAAGCACAAGAGGCUCUUCAAAAUGGACAGUUGGGUUCUGGGGAAGGUAUUCCUGAUCUUCAGCCUGGUGUAUUAGCCAGCCAAGCUAUGAUUGAGAAAACUCUGACAGAAGACCCCCGAUGGCAAGAUACCAACUUUGUUUUAGCCAACUAUAAAACAGAUCAAUGUACUAAGCCCCCAAGACUAUGCAGACAGGGCUACGCUUGCCCCCACUACCACAACAGUAGAGAUCGAAGAAGAAAUCCUAGAAAGUUCAAGUAUAGGUCAACUCCUUGUCCUAAUGUGAAACAUGGGGAUGAAUGGGGCGAGCCCUCAAAGUGUGACAGUGGAGACAGUUGCCAGUAUUGUCACUCUCGCACUGAACAGCAGUUUCACCCAGAGAUCUACAAAUCUACCAAAUGCAAUGAUAUGCGACAAACUGGAUACUGUCCCAGAGGGCCGUUUUGUGCAUUUGCACAUGUAGAAAGAAUUCCAUCUACAGAAGAGACCAUGAGCUCAUUGCUAACAGUGAUACAGUCAAGUUCACAGUCCCAUCUGGGUUCUCAGUAUUCAGAGUGUCCGGUCAGUGAGUGGAACAGUGGAGGCAACUCCACCAACGCAACCAGUAGCAACGGACAAGUAGGAAGUGUUUCAUGUUCUAAUAGCUCAACUGUAACUCCAAGCUCAGGAAGCGACAGUUUGUUAUCCCCAGUGGGAUCCAUCAGCAGGCCCAAAUCCUUAACUAAUAGUAGUUUAUGUUCAGAGUCCACCACAUCCAGUGUCUCAUCUCUGACGUCUAACUAUCCCAAAGCUCCGGGCUUUGAACGAGAGGAUCAGAUUAAGAACAAGGGACAAGUGGAUCAGAAAUUGAUGGACCAAGAAAAACAGACACACAAUACUGUAUUCUCUGCGGUGAACCCUUUGGCAUCAAGCUUUACCUCCAGUAUAACAUCCAGCUUGGCCUCCAGUAUUGGCUCAGAAAGUUCCUCCCCCACCACCUUAUCAACAAUGAAUGCAAAAGCCACUCCUUUCUACCCAGGGAGCAACACAGUGGAGUCUGUCAUAGGUAUGUUUCGUUUUCCCACAGGAUCCGCCCUGGACCUCAACUUCAGUGACAUUAAUGUUGCAUCUCUUGAUAAGGAGUUAGAGGAGCAAGACAACAGUGUAGGACUCGCAAGUCAAAGGGUGCUAGGUGGGUCAGCUCCAGUAAACAUUCCCGGCUCCCUAGCCCGAUCAUCCUCUUUUAAUUCCUCGUCAUCACUCUCCACCUCCCCGCUAAGCUCCCUCUCCCAGUCGCUAUCACAGUCCCUGCUGUCUGCAGCGGUAUCGCAGCAAAAUCAACCUUCAAACAUGUUAGCCAAGCAAGAGCAUGGCCUCCUGGGAACACCCACCUCCUCCUCCCAGAACUCUUUGGGCUUGAACGGAGGGGCUAGCAGCAUUUGGGACUUUGUAAGUGGCAGCUUUUCACCGAGUCCAUCUCCAGUUUUCAGCAGCCUAACCUCCACAACCAGCAGCGCUGAUCUGGCACGCCUUUUUAGAGAGCUGGAUGAGGCCAAGAAGAAGAUCAAACAAUGGGAGGAGGCCUGGCAUCAAGUCAAACAAGCCUGUGAAGCUUGCCAGAAAGACGCUCAUGAAGCAAAGGAACAAGCAAAAACAGCUGAGGCGGAGCGGCAGCUGGCAGAACAGAAAUGGGAGGAAACAGAACGCAAGCUGAAAGAGCUCCAAGGGGACUUUGAUGUGCUUUGUCGCACCCCUGGAACACCUCUUCUACGUAGCUAUGGAGAGCUGGAGCAGCUCCCGUUGUCAAAGCUUCACUCCAUCCAGAGUCAGCUGCGUAAUGACCUAGACCUUGUAGAUGGGGUAAUAUAUCAGCUUCAGUCAAAGAAAUGUAUAGUUUGCCAAAAGCAUGAUCGUUGCAUUGUUCUGCAGCCUUGCCAACAUUAUGUACUAUGUGAGAACUGUGCACCUAGUAAAACAGAAUGUCCCUACUGUAGAACAAAAAUAUUGAAGUGGUGAUGUAGAAUUACUCAAGGUACUAUUUAAAGAUUUAGCCCUUUUGAAAAACUACUAAUAGAUAUUACAUUUUCUAAUUGAUAGUAAUGUCUGUUUCAUACAGUGAUUGAAUUACGGUAAUUUAGAAUAAAAUGAUGCUUGACUGACAACAUCUUGUAUUAGAAAUCAGAUUAUAUACAGGGGACUCAAGUCAUUAUAGAUUUUGCUCAUUUUAUGUGCUCAUUACCUUGGAAAAACCAGAUGGCACUCAAAUGCUAAAUAUGCAUUGCGAAUCUAAUAUAAUGCUCUUACAAUAACUACAAAACUACAGAUUAAAUACAAGCAAAAAAGACCAAUAAGGCUUCAGGCUAAAGUCUGUACACACAAAGACAGUAAUGUGUGUACGUUUUAUAUUUCUGCCCCUGUGUUUUGCUGUUUAUUGAUUAAAAAAUACUCUAAAAUUAGUAUGGAUAAAUCUCUGAUCUCCUGGGGAUGCUUCUUCUUUCUUUAAUGCACUUAAAAGUCAACCCAGAGCAAAUGUCAUUGCAUUUCAACCCUAACUUUUCAGAAGUUACAGUGGAAAUAUGUGUAAAGCCGAUAAAAGGUUACAGUAAAUUUGAUCACAGGUACUUGUAUUUGGAGAAAGAAGUCCCUCAGUGUAACUUUAAUGUUAUACCUUAACCAGUCAAGUAAGUUUAAAUAAUACACAGAAAAAAAAUCAAGUUAUUUUUCAGUCAUUCUUAGGGAGGAUUAAGUCUGAUAAACAACGUAUCCAUUGUAAUAAAAUCAUGUGGUGAUAACCUGUAGCACAAUGUCCUCCAUAGGGGGAAUUUGGCCGUUAAACAUUCCACAUUUGGAUGGACAAACCGAACACACAAUGAUUCAGAAAUACAGACCAUGCCAUUGCUGAUAUUUGACACAAUAGUGUGUGCCAUAAAUAUUUCCAGGUUGGGAUCUCAAAUGCAAGGAAAUCACUGUGUAAAUGUUGAAAGUGGGCUGCUGAUGUGGAACAUAAAAUGGGCAAAACUCAAAGCAGAUAUUUUUUUUAGAGAGGAACAGAUAAAGAAACCAGACUUACAAGAGCCUGAAUGUGGCUGACACUUCAAAAAUCAUUCAACAUACUUAAAAAUGUGUUUACACAGCUGAUGAGUGAAAUAGGUAGCUGAUCAACAGCUAGAAGCUCCAUUCUUCAAAUUUGUAAGAUGUUUCACAUCCAAAGAGGUACAAGUGCAGAACUACACCUGUAUCUAUAAAUCAGACUAAAGAAGGAAAUGGCACAUUUUCAUUCAGAUUUUGCAUUGUUCCUCUUUAAGUAAAGCCACAUCUUCUUAAACCCCAAAUUUGGAUUUGCGAUUCUUUUCAUGCAACCAGUCAAGCAUCAUGAUUUUGACCAACUUUCUGAAGAAGUUUGAUUUCUUACUAAAGCACUUUGUUGACCUGGGACUUUAUUAAAGGGUAUAUAGAAAUUUUGCUUUAAGCUGCUUUGUAGGUAUUCUUUUGUGUCUUUUUUUUAGAUUUCUUUUUUUAUAUAUAUAUAUAUAUAUAUAAAUAUAUAUAAGCUAAUGUCUGAAGCUUUUGUGUGUACUGUGAAACACCAUUUGAAUAUUUCAUGUUUCCUAUUGUUAAGUCAUGGCAUGGUUCUACAUAUUAAGAUUUCAUAGAAAAGUACUUAAUAGUUUCUACUUUCAUAGUUAGAUUUAUAAAAUUUCAAUCAAAUAAGUGCAAAUUUAAAAUGCAUUUUAGGCAUAACCAGCAGCUGUAAUAUUGGUAAGGCACAUGCUACAUGUUAAGGCUGUUAUUCAAUCAGUUAGUUUGUUUUGUAGAGAUUUAUAUAGCCUAGCCAUUAGAAAAGCAUGUAUUGUAUUUGCUAAAAGCCUGAAAUGGUGAUUUUUGUAGGAAUCUAGCCUCUUGACCUUGUCUAGAACAUAUCGGCCUCUAACUCUAAAGUGCCUUGCCUUAGUGGAAAAAGGUUAUGUGUAGAAUUGUCAGAGCAAACACAAGUAGUUGAAGCUUGUGCACAGGUUUUUGCAUAAUGGCGCUCGUUUAACUUUGCAGAAGCAUCGACGUGUUUAUGACUAUAUCUGUAAAUAUAAAUAUAUGCCAGUGUGUUUGGCCCAAUCCCAUUAAGUAUUUCUGCGGAAGAUAAAUGAAAACAAACAUUGUCAGUGCCUGUGUCCUGACUUCAACCUUAGAAGUGAAUCUCCACUCUCCCCUCCAAAUACCCACCCACUCAUUCCUUGGUUGUGGUGCUCUUUUGGUGCAGCUUCACUCUUGAGUCUAGGUUUUUCAAUUUAACGUUUGGGAGUAUGCAAACAGAGGACACAUGGAUUUGUAUAGCAACAUAUAAAAAUGCUUUUUAAACAGUUCAGUAAAUUUAACUUGUUUUAUUGUAAUAACUGCAGUGAUUAAAGAAUUCCGUAGUUAACUUCUAAGUUGGUAUUUGCAUAGAAUAUUGUGCUUAGGUUUCUCUAAUUGAAAUGACCUUCUACUGUGUUAAGAAAUCUUUUUAUUCUUGCUUUAAAUUCAAUAGAAAAUCAUGUAUCUCCAGGUUCACCUUUUGCUACUUAUAAAUAUGGGAAGAUGCAUUGUUUACAUUCACAUAAAUGACAAUUAAGCAACUCAGAGGAAAAAUAUCAAGAAAGGUUAUGCUAUUUUAGCAUUUUCAUGAUUAUAUCACAGCAUAAAAGGCAGCCUAAAUACUUCUGGUAUUGCAUGUUAUGCGAUAUAUUAACCAGCUACAAAAAAAGAAAAAAAAAAAGUUCGCACUGUGUCACACUGCCAGAAUAUUUGUAUUGACUUAUUUUUAGUGUAGUAAAGGCUUAAUAACUUCUGCAAGCUUCGCUGCUGCUGGAAAAGGUAUUAAUGUAGUUUCUUGUUAUACAUUUAGAUGUUUGAAUGUUGUUGUGCAUCCACAGCUCAGAUUUCAGAAACUUUGAAAUAAUCUGCAUCUAACUUGACUAAAUCUUCAUUUGGUUGAAUUAUUCAUUUGUAAAUGCAUUUCAGUCAGUUUCAGUACUUUUGUAUUAUCACUUAGAAUGAUGUCACAGACCUGUACUUCUGUAGAUUGUCCCUUUAUUUUAUUUUUUUUAAUUGACUGAAGGUUGAUGUACUUUUGGAUUUCUUUUUCCCGCAUACACUGUAAAACGGUGUAAGAUGCAGCUAAUUUCACAGGGUCCUCUAGUCUAUUUUGAUUUGCCUGUGAAACCAUCUAAAUUAAUGAUGUCUGGUGUGAUAAUCUAAAAAUGAACCAAAGUGGUGUUCUGGUAGCUGUCCAAAUAUGUGUUCAAAAAGGGAAAAAUUUAACCUCGAACAGAAUUCAAAUAAUUGCUCUUGGACAGAUCAGCCUGUAGUUGUGAACCGGGCCGGAUCUAAGUGUCAGAUCAGAGCAGCGAGGCCAUACAGUUGAGUCCAGCAUUGUGAGCAGCAGGAAUUCUGUUUUCGGGUGGAUUUUUGCUUUGAUAUUUCAUUCAGUAGGACAUAACAGUAUAUCCUCUUUAGGGAGUAAACAGGACUAUGCUAAUGGAUUUUGCUUACAACAUUACUGGACUUGAGCCCGUUUUUUGCAGUUUUACCAAAGACCUGUACUAUUGUUAUUUUCUUUUGUACUACAUUUCAUCAUUCGUGUUAUUUCAGUUAAUAAAACCUAAAUUAAGUUUUAAAGAAGUAAUCACCUAGUACCUUAAAUAGAUAAUGUUCAUUAACCGUAAUUAAUGGCAUCUUUUUCUAUCUAAAGUUAGCUAUAGUGAGUUGAUACACAAAUGAUCAAACAUGCAUGGGUCAGAUCCUUACAAAAUGUGUAUUUGUAUAUUUGAUUUUGUGCUAAGUAUACAUUGACGUUUAUGGCAGGUUUGUGCAAUACUGGCUAGCACAUGCUGACCUUAAGCGAGGAUUCAGUGUCAGUCAAUUGUUGUCUACAGUGAAGGAAUGUCAAAGGUGUUUGACAUUUGUGCUUCUGAAGUGGCCAUAUAAACUUCACCACAACUACUGUUCUGAAGUUUUUAGUUUUUAUUUUGUUUUACUACAUAAUCUCAAUCACUUUGGAAAUUGGUGGUUAUGCAUUAUAUGCUGUCAUGAUCGGCCUGCAGUGACUGUAAGGUGCUUUUAUUUGUUUUCUAUUUCUUAAAGCGGUGGUCCAAAUUAUUAUUUUUUUUAAUUAUUAUUUUAAUUUUUUUGUAAAAUUACAGGGGACAGAUGAUGAUUGUGACAAACAUUAAUGGCAGAUACAGACAUAAUUUAAACUAAGUUGUUAUUAUAACUUCUUGUUGGCUGUUGGUUUCUCUCGUGGUCUACUUGCCCCAAUUCAGUUUUUCUAAAAUUAAAUGAAACAAACAUUCUCUUGGUAAGCACAGCUUGCAUUGCAUUACAUUUGUUUAAGAUCUGUUGAAUUAAUCUCUAACGGACCAAUUACACUUUCAAGAACAUCUGUGCCUUUAAUAAUUACAUAAUAUUGAUUGGUAUUGAGAAAAUGUCUCUGAGACUUGAUUCUCAGAGGACAAAAUAUAACAUGUUUAAUUAGAAUCAAAAUUCCAGUGCCUUACAAUAUUUUUGUGGACCACAAUGUGAUUGCUAAAUGAACCUGUGCAUUCAGGCCACUUGAGCUGAAAAGAAAAAAAGGCUAAUCUAAUGAUAUUUUUGCUUCAUUAGUUUCACAGCAGGAAGCACCUGUUCUGAUUGACUGACUGAUAAUUGUCUAAGUCUGUAUUUGCCAUACCAUUAAAACAAAAAUUAAAAAAACAAAACAGCAAUACUUAACCAUUCAAUACACAAUUUUGAUUUCAAUUUGUUAUUUGGCACCAAAAACUCAAUUGUUUUAAAGGAAAAGCACCAAAUAGGAAGAAUCUUGUAAAUGAACUGUAAUAGAUGUAUCAUUAUGCUCUGCAUUGGAAUAGUUUAAUCUAUUUUGCAUUAUUGUUAGUUGUUGUGUUGUCUUUUUGUUUUUAAUAUUAUGAAAAUGGAGCCUGAAGAUUUAUGCAAUCUUGUACAUGUAUAUGAGUGUGAUGUAUGGAGCUGUUCAAAUUAAGUAAAAUACUAGUACAACAGGUGUUGUCAAAAGUAAAUAAUCUGAAUGUGGAACAAGCUGUUCCAUAUACUUUAGAGAAUUUCAGUAGAAAUGUUAUUUUAACAUUGAAGCCCUGAAAUAUUGAAUGUAUUGUUCUAAAUUAAAUAUUCAAUGAAUAGGUCACUGGAUAUUAUGGAGCGCAGUUAAUUAAUUAUGAUGUAGCAUCUAGUUGUGAACUGCUAUUCAAUAAAAUUUAUUAGAACUAAAACAAA
Molecule: messenger RNA, 7777 nt
Organism: Acanthopagrus latus (yellowfin seabream)
Lineage: Eukaryota; Metazoa; Chordata; Actinopteri; Spariformes; Sparidae
Gene: unkl
Product: unk like zinc finger
Exons: 16
Coding region: 77-2530 (817 amino acids)
Molecular function (GO): metal ion binding
Source: RefSeq, a predicted model, not a curated record